Sceloporus undulatus (fence lizard) is the source of this 1685-nucleotide messenger RNA. It is a transcript of the gene TMPPE, whose product is annotated as transmembrane protein with metallophosphoesterase domain. The record is from RefSeq and is a predicted model, not a curated record. The transcript is spliced from 2 exons. The coding region runs from base 216 to 1538 and encodes 440 amino acids. Gene Ontology annotation, molecular function: hydrolase activity. NCBI's taxonomy places the organism in Eukaryota, Metazoa, Chordata, Lepidosauria, Squamata, Phrynosomatidae.
GCUCCAGAAGCCUUCCUUAGUCCUUCUCCUUCUCCUCAGGCCGCCUGGCUCCUUCCUGGCAGUGCCAUGUUGGUGCCAUUAUUCCUGCUCCUGACACUCUCCUCUGAGGGACUGGGUUCCCCUGCUGAAUAGAUCAAGAACUCCAUCCAGAGCUACCUUAUUGCUUACUGAAGCUCUUGCAGAAAGGAAGAAUUUGGGACCGUUUAAGAAUAGAGAUGAUCUUCAAGAAAUUACCGAUUGAGGCAAAGGUUGCUGGGAUUGCUGGAAUUGCCUUCUUCUCCAUGGUAGUUUCACGGACGUACCUGGUUGAAAAGACUGAGGCGAAGAAAUUGAGAUAUCUGCUCAGAUUCCAGAUGUUAUUAUUUACUAAUGCCCUAAUGUUCAUAGGGUCCCUUUACAUAUGGAGACGCCUGGUGACUGUGUUCUACAGAUUGUCAGCCACCAGUUCAUUCUGUUUUGUCUUAUGGAAAACAGUUGUGUUCAUUUUCCUGAUUUUGUCACACUCAAGCUUUUUUACUUUGCUGUUUCUUGUCACAGAGGAGCCUUAUUUAUUCUCUCUAGUUGCUUUCACCUGUCUUGGAAGCUACAUUAUCCUUAUUUUCUUCCUGUUCACCCUAGGGUCUCUGGAACUAGUUUAUAAAUUCUUGAUCCAAAGAGAUACAAAGGCAAUAAUUAAAAAUGGUAAACUGGCCAUGAAACCAGUUUUAGCAGUUACAAUAACAAUUGCAUUAACUAUUCUUGGGCUUUUCAAUGCUUCGCAACCUCCUGCAGUGAAGUCGGUCGCCAUUCCUGUUGACAAACUGCCAUUGUCUAUGGAUAACAUGAAGAUAGUAUUACUUUCUGAUAUUCAUCUGGGGCCGACUGUUGGGAAGACCAAACUUGAAAUGAUUGUGGCAAUGGUUAAAGAUUUAAAACCAGACAUCACUGUCAUUGUUGGUGACCUGACUGAUUCUGAGGUGAAACGUCUUGGAGCAGCUGUGGCACCUCUCGGCAACCUUGAGUCCCCACUGGGGACUUUUUUUGUCACUGGGAACCAUGAGUACUAUACCUGUGAUGUCAACAACUGGUUUGAAUUGCUGAAGUCACUCAAGAUUCAUCCUCUCCACAAUGAGAACGUAAAGAUAAUGUCUCCCAAAAAUAGAGAUACUGAAUGGUUUUGUCUGGCAGGGGUUGACGACAUAGAGGCUAAUGCAUUGCAUUAUCCAGGGCAUGGCAUGGAUUUAAAGAAGGCUUUAGGAGGCUGUAACAGUGAUCAUGCAAUAGUUCUUUUGGCCCACCAGCCUCUUGCUGUCAAAAAGGCUCUUCAAGCUCACCCAGAUAUAAAUUUGAUCUUAUCUGGGCACACUCAUGGAGGGCAGAUAUUUCCUCUUAAUAUUGGUGUCUAUCUCGUGAAUCCCUUCUUCGUUGGUUUGUAUAAAGUUGGACAGAGCUCUUUUGUAUAUGUCAGCCCAGGGACCAUGUACUUUGGAAUACCAAUGAGAUUGGGGAGUAGAGCAGAAAUAACGGAGAUCAUUCUGCGUUCUCCCUCAUCAGUAUAGCAGCUUUGGAAUAUGUUUCUUUCCUUGGGCCUGUGCAGCCAGUCAUCUGGUGUCAAAAAUCAAGUCCCAGAGAUUUAUUUUGAAAGCUGCUGGACAAGUGUUUAGAUUAAAUUGUUUACAUUAAAUUAAAAUUAUUAAUGUCUUGAA